GCAGGUUCUCAGAGGAACGGCGGCGGGACGUGCGACAGCGGGUGAUCACGCCGUGAGUGGAACGCGCUCUUCCACGUCUCCUUUCCUCGCCGCGUUCCCCUUGCCGGUUUUCUUUCGGUGUUUUCAAACUCGGGCGCACAGCAAGAGGCUUCUUUCCGAGAGAACUCUAGGAAAACGACGCGUUUAUCGGUGCGAGGGAAACAAGUAGUGCGCGCUCUGACGAGGUAACGAGACACCCAAGUUACACCAGGAAAGCAGUCGGCCACCUUCGAGGAAGGCGGCUGCGCUUAUCAACCAUGAAGAAUAACUCGGGCACCGGUUUUUCUCCCAGAAAACUAAAUUUCCGCCCGGCUGUUCUGUUGGGCACACUUCCUGGGGCGAUCUUUCGGAAGUGAAUUGCGCUCGCGUGGUUCCCUUCUGUGCUUGUUCGCGUGCUGGUCAAAACGACGUGCGGGUCAAUCGCUGGCUCGGCCAGAGUGACUUUUGCUAGGAAACAAGCGGUAUGCUGCGGCGUGUCUGUGCAAGUGUUUAGAAAGUUUCUUUGACGCGUGUUCAUCAACAUUUCGGAUUUCCGUUUCCGGCUCCCCACCUUUAAAAAGCCGCGCCACGGCUGCGAAACCCACACCCUCGUCUACGUCGCUGCAGUCAGUCGAGUUCGAGACGCUCUGGACAGUGUGUGUGUGAAGAAUCUGACUGCACUGUUCCUUCUGUGAGCUGAAAGGUCUUUCGUUACUAGUGCUUCCGUGUCAAAGAAGCCCAAUUUUCUCUCGAAGAGGCGCGAGAGGGAGCAGUACGGCUGAAGAAGGAGAAACCCGAGAGUAGUGUUGCGCUAUCUAUCUGCAGCUGCCACGCAGAGUUCGCGAGGCACAGCGACCACUCUCCGUCCGUUCCAUGUUUGUGCCUUUUAAGGAGUUCAAGAAAACGCGUUUUGGUUUCGAGCCUUUCCAGAAAACUCGGAAAGUACGAAUUCAUGCUCACGAGGGACAGGCACGAUUCGGAACGGGGAACCGAGCCGCCUGCCACCGCUGUUUUUGCAUCUUGUGGAACAUGCGCGCUGAGCAUCAGAAGUAGCAGGUGGCUGGCGACUGAUUUGCGAUGCGCUGUGUUUUCCGCGCGGGUUCUGUUCGUUUUUCGCGGAGCAAGAACUCUUUCUUCUCCUUCUUUGUGUCUGCCUCAUCGGGAGGGAAGAGAAACGCUUCCGCGGCGGGUAUCUUUCUCCUACUCCGAAGGCACCUCCCCGCUCCGUAGGUUCCGCUGCGCGCACAGCGCGCUCUGCGGUGAGAGCCCGGCUUCCUUUUUCCGUUUCUGUGUUUUUCUUGCUUUACUUUCUUCCUUCUUAUUUCAUGUCUUUUGUUCUUUCGGCGGGUAAACUUGCUUUUGUCGGCCGAGGUCUUUUUCCCGUCGUUUUGUGUUCUGGCUCGGCUCGUCUACGGAAGUCAGCGUCAGCAGCGGAAACUCGAACUCCUCACCUGUUUCCCAUUUUCUUAGCGGGUUUCCUGCGGUGCCUUUUUCUAGACGAAAGACACUCGCUUUUCUCGAGUUGAAAUUCUCGAGCUUUCCCGGCAAAUCCUGGUCUGCCUCGUGUUUCAGAUCCGCAGCCGGCCUUGGAAACCCGUGUGCCUGGACACAGAGGAGUCCCGGGCAGUGGAGUGCGAAUGCGUGUUUGUGUAUCCUCACUUGCUAGUUGAUAUUCUUUUGACAUUUUUGAAGGGCAGCGUCACAGCCGCGGUGCGUCUGGAGGUUUUACUGUCGAGUAAAGGGGCCACGUUUUCCUGAAAGGUCCUCCACCACAAGUUCUUGGGGCGGUGAUGCGCAAGAGCGCGACAACGUCUGCAAGUAUCUUCCGACAGCGUCACGGUAAACUUUCUGUUUUUGUCUAUCAGGUCGCGGCCGUUUUGCCGGUCGCUCUUUGUUUCCAUGCGAAAGCGCCGAAACCUCCGUUUCUUGCACACACAACUCCGCAGUGUGUUCCUCGCAGACACUCUUGGCGUCUUGACUUUUUUCUCCUGCCUUUUCUGGGCGGGUUUUCCAUCUUUCCUUUUCUCUUUCUGAUAGAGGCGCCGGCCACUCGGAUUCUCUUCGUCGUUUCUCUCGUCCCGACGCAAGCCGGCGUGACAAAGGGCGCGGGUGCGUUCCUCUUCUCAAAGCGUAUCAUGCCAGUUUUCCGGAAGGAGAGUGUUGUAGGCCCUCCUGCAUCUGUAGGGCCUUCUGCUUGCUACGCUAAACCCCGGGUGUCUUCGGGCGCAGUUCCGUCAGCUUUUUCAGCUUCCGGCUCCUCGCCUCCCUGCACUUCCUCCACGUCGGCUUUCUCGGCUUCUUCGCUGCGUGGCACAGAUCGAGAGAGAGGCGUUUCUGGGGAAUUCGAGAACGCACAGCCGGUAUUCAAGGUCAAGCGAGCUUGGUGUUGCUGCUCGCCGGCGUCGGUCAAACACACUCGACGCGAAGAACAACCUCGCAGGCCAGAGCAAGAGAGAGAAACAACUGCGACAAACAUGUCCGACGAUACAGCUAAGCGAGAAGAUGCAGGGAACGCAGAGUCCAGACGCGGCUCGCGCUCCUUCGAGCGCCUCUUCACCAAAGGCACCGGCCCACCGGCGAGACCGGCCUCCAGUGACAUGAUAUCGUGGGCGCUGGUGCCCGUGCGUCCGGGCGACGCGGCGGCUGGAGCGACGCCGGCGGACGCAGACAGCUUGCACAGUCCAGAGGGAACGAUCAUGGGAGGUCUGUUCUCGACGCGGAAGCCGAAAGACGCAGGCGCGGGCAUUUCAAGUGCUCUCAAGUCUGUCGGGAAGGGUGUAGCCGCAGGCGCCGCUUCUCUCUUCGUUCUCCCCGCUGUCGGCGCCUCUCAACAGGGCGUUGGAGGCUUUUUCAAAGGCGUCGGCGCCGGAGUCGUCGCUGCUGUCGCCCUGCCCGUCACGGGUGUCUGCGUCGCAGGCUACCAAGUCGCCCGCGGCUUCGUCAACACCCCAGAGGCGAUUCACGAACGCAGUCAAGGAAAGAAAUGGGACAAGAAAGCCAGGGAGUGGAAGGAGAACUGGUACUCGUUGAAGGAAGAAGCUGAAGAAGUUGUUGGGAAGGAAAAUCCCUUCAAAGCUGCGACAGCGGCUGCGGCAGCUCCUAAGACUUCAGAGGUCCCCGGGGAGAAGAGAGAAGUGGUGGAUCGAGAGCUGUACGACGUUCUGGAGAUUUCCACGGACGCCACGCAAGACGAAAUUCGGCGACAGUAUUACAGACUUGCCCGCAAGUACCACCCAGACAAGAAUCGCGAGGAUCCGGAGGCGAAAGUAAAGUUCCAGAAGGUCGGCGAGGCCUACCAAGUGCUCGGAGACGAAGAACGCAGAGCGCAGUACGACAAAUUUGGAUCCGCGGCCGCACAAGACAUGCCUCUUAUCGACAGCAGCCUGUUCUUCAUGAUGCUUUUCGGAUCCGAAGAACUUGAACCCUACAUUGGAAAACUCAAAAUGGCGAUGUUCGUCGAAAUGGUCGACAAAGAUGCAAAGCAGGCGGAGAACGUGAGCGAAGAGAUGUUCGCAUUUGAGCAGCGGAAACGGGAAGUUCAGCUGGCACUUUCUCUGUGCGACAGAAUCGAACCAUUUGUCGAGGCCAUUGCGAAAAACGAAAACGCAGAGGGCGCAGCCAUGAGCAACGAUGUUGCUGAAUGGAAAUCGAAAAUGCGCUUGGAAGCCGAAAAACUCUGUCGGUCUUCGUUCGGAGACGCGAUCGUCGAGGCGAUUGGAUGGACUUACGAGAACAGUGCAACGCAGUUUCUGGGGAAGGUUGACACCUUCCUGGGCCUUGGCGGAAGAUACGCAAAGAUUCAGGCGCACAGUCGGAGCGUAGGAAACAGCUGGCGGACGGCGAACGCAGCGGUGCGCGCUGCGUUGGCUGCUCGGCAAAUGCAGCAGAAAGCAGUGAAGAAACAACGGUCCAAAGAGAAGGCGAAAAAGAAGAAGAUGCGGGAGGCAGCCCAAGCCGCGAGCAAAAAGGGAGAAGACCCCACCGCAGCGGCCGCCGACGCGGCUCAGGACGAAGAAGAAGCGACAGACGACGCGCCUUCUGCAGAAGAUGUAAAGCAAUUCGAAGAGACGCUCCCUCUCAUCCUGGAGACUAUGCUGCAGAUUUGUUUGAUGGACAUCGAGACGACUGUCAGGGCUGCCGCAAAAAAGACGUUCAAAGACAUGGGAGUUGAUCUGGACUGUCGCAGACGCCGGGCCGAAGCCCUCGUAGAGUUAGGAAGAAUUUUUCAGCAGGCUGCCGCGGACCACAAGAAGGAGCACAAAGACGAGAAAGUAGAUGCUCUUCGAACGAUGGAAGACGCGUUUAUCAAAGCAGCCCAGAAGGCAGACGAAGAACGCGUAAGAAAGGAGGGAGCAUGCCCUAACACUGGACAAGCUCACGGUCCCGCCGCAGGCACGGAGAGCGGCGCGGAGGCCUGCUUCUAGCGGUGACAGGUGACAUGCAAGAGCGCAGGCCGACGAGCGGCUUUGACAGGCAAAGUCGAACCAUACGCGCUUUCUUUGCAUGCGGCGAAACAGACGGGGCUCGGCCUCAGUCGAUGUGCAACAGAUACACUCCCUGCGAGCGCAGCCAGAGUGACACACACACCCAUGGACAAAUCGAUGCACUCCCACACAUAUAUAUGUACACUUUUAGACACAUAUACAUAUAUAUAUAUAUGUAUAUAUAUAUAUAUGUAUGUAUAUAUAUAUAUAUGUAUAUGCAUAUAAUAUGUGUCUGUGCGUUGAUGUGUGGAUGUGUAUGUAGAGUUGUCUGCGUCAAAGUGUGUAUAUUAGGUGUGAGAUUGUUCUGAACAGUGGCAUCUUGCAUGCGACGGACUUUGGAUAUUCGAAGCGGCGUUGUGAAGCGAUGUUGAGGUGCUUGCAGAGGACUCUGACGCCUGCCCUUUUCUCGCGGUUAUGUCUUCACCUUUCGUGACAAACAGAGCACAUUUGCCUCACGGUCACUUUCAGGGAAUUGGCUAAGGUUUCCUGUAAAAUAUCUCAAAGAAAACCGUGUUCGAGGGCGUAUGACUUUGAGGUGGAAUCCUGGGUGAAUCUUGACAAGUGAAACGGUAGAAGAGUGCUGUUCGAACGUGCCGGGCAGAGAGGUCUUCAUCGAUUUGGACUCUCUGCAAUUCACACAAGCAUCUUGCUCAUUCGCUGGCGUUAAUUCUCUCUCUUUUAGCCGAGAGCAGAGGCGGCUCAACGGUGACGGAGUCGACUUUUUUCGGUGCACGAUUCCAGGCGUGUCUGACAUCCGCUCGCAGCGCAUGCAGACAAGAGCCGAAACUUCACUUCGUAUUUUCUGGGAGUCCUCCGCUUGCAUGCAGUUUUGUGUCGGGAGCCGAGAGGUCUCCAAAAAAUCCGAAGAAGUCGAGAAAAAUCUUGGGCAAUCGAAAAAAAAUCCGGCAAUGACUAUGAAGCCGUACCCGUGUAUGGCUCGCAAGUUUCACCGAUGCGCGUUACACUGCAGUGCAGCUCUAAAGAAGUUUGAGACCCUCUUCUAGAUAUAUUUCAGCAUCGAGCCACGAACGUUUCGUGGGCAGUGUGUCAGAGAGGCCAGCGUAAACAGACAAGCAAUAAGAGCCGGAGAAAAAAGGAGACGCGCAGGUGCGCUGAGGGAGGCCAGUGCGGGAGUGGAGGGGGAAGGACUCUGCGAACUGACGAAGGCACUUUGCUAUCAGGUUUUAGACCUAGCUGUUAGUCUGGACGUUUCAAUACGCGACAGGAAGCUCUCGAUCUCCUCCGUCCAUUUUUCGGCGGCGUGUCAGGCGAAGAGCGUCUCUGCGCAAUAAGACUGCCACAGGCUCUCGAUGGAACUUGAUAGUCGCACUCGAAAAGGCGCAUUCAGUUGUCCGAAAGGAUUUGAUGUUUACUGGGGAGUGCGGUCAGGCGUACGUGCACGCCAAGCUGCAGGUGCCGAGCCCA
Toxoplasma gondii ME49 is the source of this 5927-nucleotide messenger RNA. Its product is annotated as DnaJ domain-containing protein. The record is from RefSeq and is a predicted model, not a curated record. Lineage: Eukaryota; Apicomplexa; Conoidasida; Eucoccidiorida; Sarcocystidae. The transcript has 8 exons. The coding region runs from base 1809 to 4442 and encodes 877 amino acids.